CAGAUUUAUUUCUUUCAGUUCUUUUCCGGCAAAUUUCGUGCACGUUUUAAUAUUGCUUUGGUGGAUUCACGUUUCGUGUCGUAAGACUUAAAGAAUGCGUUACGUGGCCGCUUACAUGCUGGCAGUUUUGGGAGGCAAAGCCUCGCCAAGCCAGAAUGACAUUGAAAAAAUUCUGUCGUCAGUAGGAAUUGAAACCGAUGUUGAGAAAUUAAAGAAGGUCAUUAAUGAAUUAAAUGGCAAAUCGAUAGAUGACCUGAUUGCCAAGGGCAGAGAGAAACUAUCGUCCAUGCCAGUUGGUGGAGCAGUCCCUGCUGGUGCUCCUGCAGCCCCUGCUAGUGGCGCGGCAGCUCCAGCUGAAGAGAAGAAAGAGGAAAAGAAGCCGGCUAAAGAAGAAUCUGAAUCAGAGGACGACGAUAUGGGCUUUGGCUUGUUUGACUAAAGACUCUUUUUUUUUUUUAUUUUAUCACCGAAGAAUGAAAUACACUGCAUUCUGCAGUAGUGGUAUGAGCGAUUUCCAAUUUAACUUUCAUAGGCGUUAAGGAUCAUUAGCUGAUACUUCUGCUGGAGAAUAAAGCGUACUUUUAACUGAA
Acromyrmex echinatior (Panamanian leafcutter ant) is the source of this 590-nucleotide messenger RNA. RefSeq names its product ribosomal protein LP2 (gene RpLP2). The record is from RefSeq and is a predicted model, not a curated record. Gene Ontology annotation, biological process: cytoplasmic translational elongation. Gene Ontology annotation, molecular function: structural constituent of ribosome. Gene Ontology annotation, cellular component: ribosome; cytosolic large ribosomal subunit. Lineage: Eukaryota; Metazoa; Arthropoda; Insecta; Hymenoptera; Formicidae.